CCGUCCCCCGCGCCCUCCGCCUCUGCCAUGAAUGAUGCAUCGACGAUGGAUUAUGAACUGCUCUCGCCGUCCCUGGUGGAGCACCCGGCCGGCGCCGCGGGCAUGGACGCCGAGCAGAAAACUGUCUUUGCCUUCGUCAUCUUCCUCCUGGUCUUCUUGGUGAUGCUGAUGGUUCGCUGCUUCCGCAUCCUGCUGGACCCCUACAGCCGCAUGCCCGCCUCCUCCUGGACCGACCACAAGGAGGGCUUGGAGAGGGGCCAGUUUGACUAUGCCCUGGUGUAGAGGGCAGGGCCGGGGCGAGCCCGGGCGCUCCCCGUGCCCCCCCAGCCCGGCCCCGGCCCCCCCUUCCCUCCCGCGGGGAUGCUCCGGGCCCCGCGGAGCUGAGCUCGGGCUCUGGGCCGGGGAGAGGUGGAGGGUGGUGGUGGGGGGAGUUUUCUAGGGGUUUCUCUCUUUUCUAAGCACUUUUCGGUUCUCUCUUUGCAGCCCGGGAGAGAGAGGGGGGGGUGGGUCGGAGGGGUGAGCCGGCUCCGGGCGCGGUGCCCGCCCUGCCCGCGGGGCAGGAGGGGACGGGACGGGGCAUGGCGGGACCUGCCCUCGGCCCCCGCUCGGGGCGACUCUGCCCGGUGCCACAGCAGAGCUUUGACCCUCUCCCCUCCCCUCCUCCUGCCCCUCCCCUCCUCCUGCCCCUUCCCACGCCGUCCCCCCCCAAGUCCGUGUCCCCCGGGGAGCGCUGCCCGUGGUCCAGUGCGUGUGUGUGUGUGUGUGUGUGUGUCCCUGUAGCUGAGCUGUGUCCGUCAGGGGGGUUUCCAGGCACCAGACCCAAGUGCUGGCUUUGUUCCUCUCCGUGUGGCAGUCCCAAGAACCCCCCCUAAAAAGGGAUGGGGAGGUGGAGACCCCCCCCCCGUGUGUGCAGCCCCCUUUUUUUCGGCCUCCAGCCCCGCAGCCGCUCUCUGCUUCCGCGGUGCCCCGUCCCUGCCCGGCUGGUGACAGUGGAUCCAGGAGGGAUCAAAGAUCCCACACAACGCCUAGGAGAUGUUCCUCAGCCAGCCCCGGCCUGGCAGCCCCCCCCCCGGUGCCCCAUUCCCCGUUCCAGCAGGACCUGGGUGGCCUCUCCGUGCCCAGGGGGUCGCUGGGGGUGGCUGGCCCUUCCCUGGCCGUCCUGAUUUUGGGAAUCCGAGGGGCUGUGGAAGUAGCCGAGGGGGGAUCAAGGCUGUUCUGUCCGUGCCUGGGGAGCAGGGGUGCUCAGCUGGCCACGGGGUGGGCUGUGGCCGUGGGCCAGCGGGAAGGUUUGGAGGAAGGGAUUGGAGCCCACGGGGGAGGGAGAAGCUCUGCCCCCUCCAUGGAAAUAAAGCUGCACUGUGCUAACCCCA
This is a messenger RNA of Neopelma chrysocephalum (saffron-crested tyrant-manakin), 1370 nucleotides long. Its product is annotated as cortexin-1-like. NCBI's taxonomy places the organism in Eukaryota, Metazoa, Chordata, Aves, Passeriformes, Pipridae. The record is from RefSeq and is a predicted model, not a curated record. The coding region runs from base 28 to 282 and encodes 84 amino acids. The transcript has a single exon.